AUGUCCUUCUUUGACAAUCGCUACUAUUAUCUUAACAAAAGAUUUCUGAUCAUAAUCGGCCAAUGGCCAUUUCAGUCGCGACUGGAGAGUAACAUGAUGUUCGCAAUUACAUCUUUGUUCAUUUAUAGUUUGACAGUCUUUGAGAUAUGGGCCUUAGCAGCUGGAAUAACAGAUCUGAGCAUCAUUAUGGAAAACGUUUCGCUGUUACUGGUGAAUAGUCUCGUCAUUAUAAAGCUCGUCAAUUGCAUAUUUACGAAUGACAAACUACAGAUGAAAGAACUUUUGGAGGACAUCGAAGAGACAUGGAAGAUAAAACAUACAGAUUCAGAGAAAAAAAUAUUACAGCAUUACGCAGAGAAAAGCAGAAUGUUCACGAUACAAUACGCGACUGCUAUGUACGUGCUAUGGCUUUUCUAUACUACUCCACCGAUCAUUGUUAGUGAGAUAUACACGCUUUUACCUACAAACGAAACGUACACUGCCAAGUUUCUAUAUCGUAUGGACCAUGUUCUUGAUAUAGACAAAUAUUUCAAUAUAAUGAUGCUUCACGGAUUUAUUAGCGUAUUCUACAUAGCUUGUGUGCUGACAGCCAUCGACACAAUGUUUACAUUUUAUACUCAGCAUGUCUGCGCGUUGUUCGAAUGCUUACGAUUUUCUGAUGUGUUCUUAUCUAUCUAUGCAAUAUCAUUUCUCUUUCAACUGGGCAAUGUAAUUAUAUCGUUGAGCUUCGGCGCGGCUGUGUUAAUAACGAUAGACCUUCAACUGGACGCAAUUAUCAGAAUUCUUUCUUCUAAUUUAGCGCAAUUGAUACAUAUAUAUUUCCUAUGUUUCAUUUCUCAAGGAUUGAUUGAUCACAGCAGCGAUUUCCAAAACGUAAUUUACAGCUGCGAUUGGUAUAAGAUUUCGAGGAGAUCGAAACAGCUCUUGAAAUUUACUUUGCUGCGUACUACUAAGCCGUGCCAAAUAAUAGCUGGUAAAAUGUUUAUAAUGUCGAUGGAGAAUUUUAGCUCGAUCUUAAAAAUAUCUUUAUCGUACUUCACAAUGCUUACGUCACUACAACAAGUAUCAUAA
Messenger RNA from Atta colombica, 1071 nucleotides. Its product is annotated as odorant receptor 13a-like. The record is from RefSeq and is a predicted model, not a curated record. Gene Ontology annotation, molecular function: odorant binding; olfactory receptor activity. Gene Ontology annotation, biological process: detection of chemical stimulus involved in sensory perception of smell; sensory perception of smell. The transcript is spliced from 8 exons. The coding region runs from base 1 to 1071 and encodes 356 amino acids. Lineage: Eukaryota; Metazoa; Arthropoda; Insecta; Hymenoptera; Formicidae. Gene Ontology annotation, cellular component: plasma membrane.